Molecule: messenger RNA, 2322 nt
Organism: Tribolium castaneum (red flour beetle)
Lineage: Eukaryota; Metazoa; Arthropoda; Insecta; Coleoptera; Tenebrionidae
Gene: niki
Product: nimA-like kinase
Exons: 13
Coding region: 47-2215 (722 amino acids)
Biological process (GO): protein phosphorylation
Molecular function (GO): ATP binding; protein kinase activity
Source: RefSeq, a predicted model, not a curated record
UAAUUGUUUCCAUGAGACGCACUAAUGUACACAAUAUUACCGAUUUAUGCACUUGAACUACGUAAAAAUGAACAGCAACAAGUUUUUCGAAGAUUACGAAAAACUCAAGACUGUAGGGCAAGGAGCUUUUGGUACCGCGACACUGUAUCGACGUUUAAAUGAUGGGAAACAGGUCGUCAUGAAAGAGGUUUUCCUGAUGGAUAUGGACAAUUCGGAAAAAAAAUCAGCCUUGAACGAAGUUGAGAUUUUAUCAAACUUGAAUCAUCCCAAUAUUAUCAAAUAUCUUGGGAGUUUUCAAAAGGAAGGUUCGUUAGUCAUAAUAAUGGAAUACGCCGAUGGUGGUAACUUGGCGCAGCUCAUUAACGCAAAGAAACACAAAAAUGAGAUUUUCACCGAGAAAAGCAUCCUAAACAUUCUGUCACAAAUCAGUGCCGCUAUUAGCUACAUGCACACGAACAAAAUUUUACACAGAGACUUGAAAUCGGCAAACAUAUUUUUGAACAUGAACGGUAACGUAAAAGUGGGCGAUUUUGGCAUUUCUAAAAUGCUCAAUACCCGAUCACAAGCGCAAACUGUCGUCGGCACCCCUUACUACCUCAGUCCCGAAAUGUGCGAAGGGUCUGACUAUAACGAAAAGUCCGACAUUUGGGCAAUCGGCUGCAUUCUGUACGAGCUCGCAUGUUUGAGGAAACCGUUCGAAGCGAUGACUUUACCAGUCCUCGUCCAAAAAAUCACAGCGUGCGAAUAUUCCAACAUUCCUGAAAUAUAUUCGGACGAGUUGUCGCAACUCGUCCACUCGAUUCUGCAAAGAGACCCAGUUGCGAGACCCUCAGCGAAAUACAUCCACGAUACGAUUGUACCAAAAACAGCGAAAAAAUUUGAAGCACAAAGCGCCAAAAUAAGUGUUUCACGAGAACGCUCGAUCCUCUACAAAAUCAACAAUUUCGGCGACGACCAACAAAUAAUCCCCCAGGAGUUGCCCCACAAAACAAUCAUAGAUUUCUCGAUCGGCUAUAGUCACAGUAUUGUUGUUACGAUCGAUCACUGUGUGCACACUUGGGGCGAAAAUGAUUUCGGCCAGCUUGGGAUAAACAAUACGCAGAAACAAACAUUCGCCACAAUAGUAAAAUCCUUGCAGCACGAAAAAAUUAUUCGAUGCGCGGCAGGACGAAACUUUAGUCUUUUUUUGAAUGCCGAAGGGGUUGUGUUUAGUUGUGGGGACGCACAGCAAGGGUGCUUGGGCCAUGGUAAUUGGGAUUCGGUGCAAAGUCCCACAAUAAUAGAAGCACUAAUGCACGAAAAGAUCGCCAAAAUAUCCUGCGGUGACGAACACGUGGUUGCGCUAUCAACCGAGGGCAGAGUGUUCACCUGGGGCUCCUCAAAAAACGGCCAACUUGGCCAAGGCCACAUGCAAUACAGAUGUUCUCCUCUGGCUAUAAAACUUCUCAAUUUGACGAAGAUAAAAGACAUAUUUUGCGGGGAAAACGAAACUGUUUUAUUAACAAUCAACGGCCAAGUUCUAGUGAGUGGAUUGAACAAUUACCGCAAACUUGGAGUCGCAGAUCAGGAAAAAAUUUAUUUAUUCACUCCUGUGCCGAUCAGAGAAAAAAUUAAAUUCGUCUCCAUUGGUUUAAACCACACGAUGAUGCUAACGGAAAACGGGGUCCUAAUUGCCUUGGGGCGAAAUUCCGAAGGGCAGUUAGGAAAAGGAAAUUUCAUUAACUACCCCCAGCCACAAACAAUUAAAUUACGAAAUAAAAUUACAAUGAUCGCGUGCGGUUUGAACUUUACUGUGGCGGCCGAUAAUCGAAAUGUUGUUUGGUUUUGGGGUUCUUCGUACAAAACGUAUAAAAACAUGCCGCACAAAAACAGCAACUCUGUUCUGCCUUUGUCCAAAAAUCGAGGCGAAGACACGAUGAUAAUUAAAGAUUUUGGGAUUGAAGAGAGUUUGGAUCAGUUUGACUCACAAUGUGCGAAAAUUCCGCGCUCCAUAUUGGCGUUUUAUGCGUCUCCAAGUAAUAUUAAAACAGGGAAUGUUAUUUAUGUGGGUGAAAUAAAAAUCAAAGCGGGUAAUUUGUACGUGCUAGCACACACUACCACGCCUCCGCCUGUCAAACAGUUCACUGAUAGAGAUAUUAAUAAAGACACAAUGUCACAAAUUGGAGGUACUACAGCUGCGCCCACUACGCUAACAAGUUUGCCAAACAUGGUUUAAUAUUUCAGUAAAAAGUACAGCAUAUACAGUUGUUAAUAAAUUAAUUGUCGUAGUUAAUGCCUUUACCCUUUUUGGUGACGGUUUUUGAGGAAUAAACUUUUCUUUUA